Molecule: messenger RNA, 1219 nt
Organism: Elaeis guineensis (African oil palm)
Lineage: Eukaryota; Viridiplantae; Streptophyta; Magnoliopsida; Arecales; Arecaceae
Product: myb family transcription factor MOF1
Molecular function (GO): DNA-binding transcription factor activity; DNA binding
Source: RefSeq, a predicted model, not a curated record
UCCCAACAAUAUUUAGAUGAACCCUUGGGGAGGGUGGUGGAAAAGGUGGUGGACUUAUGUCUAAAGUGAGAUUUUUGGUCACUAGCUUCUGAGGGUUGGACAAGGGUGGUGGAAAAGCCAUAGAGAAAGAAAGGGUUGUUGGCUUCUUUCUUUGUUCUUUCAAAAGAAGAGAAGCUCACUUGAGAAGGUGGGAGGAAGGGAAAUGGGGAACUGUGGAAGGAAUGGGGCGGUGAGGCAGUACAUCAGAUCUAAAGUUCCUCGCUUGAGGUGGACUCCUGAUCUCCAUCACUGCUUUGUUCAUGCCAUUGAGAGGCUUGGAGGCCAAGACAAAGCCACACCAAAGCUUGUUCUUCAGCUGAUGGAUGUGAGAGGACUAACUAUUUCACAUGUUAAGAGCCAUCUACAGAUGUAUAGGAGCACAAGGAAUGACAUUGGUAAGCAAGCUUUGCAUCUGACUCAAGAGAAGAGACAUUCAUGUGAACAUACUGAUGGUGGUGCUGAUGAGCAAAAUGAUGAUACCCUUUUCUCUUCUUUGAAACCUCAAAAGGAAUUCCAGCCUCAGCACAUGUUCUCUCCUCUUCCCAUGAAAAGGACUCGAAUGGAAGCACAUGCCAUCUCCAGUGGGUUGCAAUGCAGCAAAGGAAUCAGUGAGACGGUCACCACUCAGUACUCUUUUGAUGAUUACUUGAAAACCGUGGCAGUGGAAAGGGGAAUAAAGGAGAGCUUAAGAUGGCAUAAAGAUGCCCUGGAAACAGGGUUCUUGGCAGGUGAUCAGCUUUCUAAGCACAAAGCUCAGGGGCAUAUGGAAGAAGAGCCUGACCCUUUUGAGGUAUUCAAACUAGAGGACCAACUUCUCAUGCCUAAUGAUAACAGAAAGUGCAUAUCCAAGGAGAAUUGUGAGAACAGAUGCCCAUCUUAUGUUUCACCAUCAUUUUGUGAUGAUCAUGGUGUGAAAAAUGAGGAAGUUGAUGACUGCUCAUUGACAUUAUCCUUAGCCUUGCAUCACAAUCACAGGACCAAUGCUUCAUCUGCAAGCGAAAGCAGUUCCAUCAUCUCAUCAUCCUUGACUAGAAACUCUGAGGAGUGCUCGGUUUUCUUGAACGGGCGAGGCUUAAACUUGGAUCUCUCCAUGUCAAUAUGUGGUUCUUAAGUUAGAUCACUGUAUUUUUCUUUUCAUUUUUUGUUGCAAUGAAGUGUUCCACACUUGACAUCCUCAGAA